UUGCUCCUUUUUUCAAGGCCUAAAAUUAUCUUUAGUUCAACUCCUAGAGCUCUGUUUCAUAAUAGUGUUGAUGGAAGCUGUAAUAACUCGCUGAAAACUCAAUUCAUUGCCGAUUUUCCCUCUAUUUCUCAUCCAAAAAAUAAAGAAGUGCUUCUUGACAAGAUCGCAGAUAGGACCAUUGAGGAGGCAGAUGGUGAUAAUGAUGGACGAAUCUCAUUUGAGGAAUUCUGCAGGGCUAUGGAAAAAACAGAUAUAGAAGAAAAGAUGUCGAUUCGAUUCUUGAAUUAGUC
Molecule: messenger RNA, 290 nt
Organism: Strongylus vulgaris
Lineage: Eukaryota; Metazoa; Nematoda; Chromadorea; Rhabditida; Strongylidae
Source: the annotation of a GenBank genome assembly